Messenger RNA from Pollicipes pollicipes, 474 nucleotides. Its product is annotated as nuclease EXOG, mitochondrial. The record is from RefSeq and is a predicted model, not a curated record. Gene Ontology annotation, biological process: apoptotic DNA fragmentation. Lineage: Eukaryota; Metazoa; Arthropoda; Thecostraca; Pollicipedomorpha; Pollicipedidae. The transcript is spliced from 4 exons. Gene Ontology annotation, cellular component: mitochondrial inner membrane; nucleus. The coding region runs from base 1 to 474 and encodes 157 amino acids. Gene Ontology annotation, molecular function: metal ion binding; nucleic acid binding; single-stranded DNA endonuclease activity.
AUGCUGCUGAGCCAGACACGCCGGCUGGGCGCCCGCAACUUCCUUUCCGGUCUGGUGGUGGGCUCUCUAGGUGGUGGACUCUGCUACUGGGCACUGACACCCUCACUCCACACUGAACAGUCCAAGCCAAGUGAACAGAGUGAACAAGAGCUGGGUGACAGCUCAGCAGCGGCGGCGCCGGACUCCAGCCAGCGCUGGUCCAAGAUCCUGCAGUAUGGCGAACCGCGCGCGGCUCGGCCUGUAGCCCGCUUCACCAACCACGUGGUGGGCUACGAUGCCGGCCGCAAGGUGCCCGUCUGGGUGAUCGAGCACAUCGACCGCGGCACACCAUCAAGGCGCCGCAGCCGGUUCCAGCCGGACCCGGAGACGGCGGCGCUGUUCUCGGUCAUGGACGCCGACUUUAAGCGCAGCGGCUGGAGCCGUGGCCACAUGGCGCCCGCCGGCAACAACAAAUACGACCAGGGAGUUCAGUAA